Messenger RNA from Phalaenopsis equestris, 1555 nucleotides. RefSeq names its product alanine aminotransferase 1, mitochondrial-like. Gene Ontology annotation, biological process: biosynthetic process. Bases 25 to 1329 code for a protein of 434 amino acids. NCBI's taxonomy places the organism in Eukaryota, Viridiplantae, Streptophyta, Magnoliopsida, Asparagales, Orchidaceae. The record is from RefSeq and is a predicted model, not a curated record. The transcript has 14 exons. Gene Ontology annotation, molecular function: pyridoxal phosphate binding; L-alanine:2-oxoglutarate transaminase activity.
CUCGAAAGAGUGCAGAUCAUAGACAUGCAGCCCUUCACCUCCGCGUUCGGCAUUGUUGCGCGCCGAUACGGUGGACUGAAAGGCUUCUACUCCGCUCCAUUCUUGCGCUCCAACACUCUGCUUUUUUCUCGUUCAUUUCUUCGUCAUUUCGCACUUAUAUCCACACCCUCGGCCGCCGCCAUGUCUACUGUUUCGCCUCCGGAUGUCACCAUUGCUUCCAUCAACCCGAAGCAUCUACAAGAAGAUUUAAAUGCAAAUUCAGAUUUUUUUCCUUUUGAUGAGAUAUUAUAUUGCAAUAGCGGGAAUCCCCAUUCUCUUGGUCAGCCACCAGUUACCUUUUUUAGAGAGGUUCUUGCUUUAUGCAGCCAUCCUUCUAUCUUGAACAGGGAUGAAACUCAUGUCUUGUUUAGUUUCACAGAGGUGGCUGUUAGGUCAAAGCAGAUCCUAUCUCAAUGGAUGAGAGUUUGGUGGAGACAAAUGAUGUUGCUCUUCCUGAAACAGUUUGAGGAUGCCAUGGCGAGAGCAGGGGAGAUUUUAGAUUUAUUCCCGGCUAGAGCUACUGGUGCUUAUAGUAAUGGUCAGGGAACAGAAGGUUUAUGUGAAGCAAUUGCAUCCGGAAUCGCUUCCCGUGAUGGAUUUCCAUGCAAUGUUGAUGAUAUUUUAUUAACAGAUGGCGCAAGUUCAGCUGUGCGCAUGAUGAUGCAGUUACUAAUAAUGUCAGAGAAAGAUGGCAUUAUGUGCCCUUUUCCUCUUUGUCCUCUUUAUUCAGCUUCAAUUGCUCUACAGGGUGGUUUUCUUGUACCAUAUUAUCUUGAUGAGACGAGUGGGUGGAGUAUAGAUAUACCUGAGCUAAGGAAACAAUUAGAAGAUGCUCAAUCCCAGGGUAUAACUGUAAAGGCACUUGUGGUGAUAAAUCCGGGCAAUCCCACAGGACAGGUGCUCACAGAGGAGAACCAAAGACGGAUAGUAGAGUUCUGCAAGGAAAAAUCUCUGGUUAUUCUAGCUGAUGAGGUGUACCAAGAUAAUAUUUAUGCUGAAGAUAAGAAAUUCAAUUCGUUCAAGAAGAUUUCUAGAUCAAUGGGAUAUUGCGGCAAAGAUCUUUCUUUAGUAUCUUUUCAUUCUGUUUUGAAGGGGUUCUAUGGAGAAUGUGGAAAAAGAGGCGGCUUUAUGGAGAUUACCGGCUUUAGUGCUGACGCAAUAGCACAAUGUCGCAAGUUGGCAAUUGUAAAUUACUGCUGUCCAAACAUCUCAGGCCAGAUUCUUGCUAGCCUUAUCAUGAAUCCACCUAAGUCCGGAGAUAAAUCAUAUGAAUCGUUCUUUGUAGAGUGAGAUGGGAUUUUGUCAUCAUUGGCGCGCCGCGCUAAGGCAUUAGAAGAUGCCUUCAAUAGUCUAGAAGGUAUGACAUGCAACAAGGCAGAGGGAGCCAUGUCUCUCUUCCCGCGCAUUCGCCUGCCAAAGAAGGCGAUUGAGGCAGCAAUGUCGGUGAGCUUAGCACCCGAUGCAUUCUACGCUUGCCGCCUUCUCGACGCCACUGGAAUUGUCGUUGAUCAUGGCU